AGGCCGGGCUAGGCAGGUGCUUUCAAAAGGCGGCCCGGCCACUUGUGCAUCUACAGUGCUUACUCUGCACCCGGCUCUACCCGGAGAGCGUGCAGGAGACAGCGGAGUGGUGGUGUCCGGACAGGGACAGCUCUGGACCGGCCACAGCACCCCUGUGCUUCAGUGGCAAGCUCAGCGCCAGGCUUCACAACGCUGCUCUCGCUUUAGUCCCAAGCGUCCAGAAACCAGGGGGUUAGAAACACUUCGCCCUGAGAGCAGAGGCAAGGGUUACGGCCUCUCCUUCUGAUGAGACGAGAAGGGAAGGAUGGAGUACACGCACCAAACUGCCCUGGUCCCGUGCGGACAAGAUAAAUACAUGUCCAAGAACGAACUUCUCCUCCAUCUGAAGACCUACAACCUGUACUAUGAAGGCCAGAACCUGCAGCUCCGACACCGAGAGGAGGAAGACGAGUUCAUUGUGGAGGGGCUGCUGAACAUCUCCUGGGGACUGCGCAGGCCCAUUCGACUCCAGAUGCAGGAUGACCACGAACGUAUCCGCCCGCCUCCAUCCUCCUCCUCCUGGCACUCUGGCUGUAACCUGGGCGCGCAGGGCACCACCCUGAAGCCCCUCACCAUGCCCACCGUUCAGAUUUCAGAAGUGGAUGCGCCCGCUGACACCAGCGAGACCCCCAGCCCCACAGACUCCAGGGGCCUGAAGCCUGUGCAGGAGGACACCCCACAGUUGAUGCGUACGCGCAGCGAUGUUGGGGUGCGUCGCCGUGGCAAUGUGAGGACAUCCAGUGACCAGCGGCGAAUCAGACGCCAUCGCUUCUCUAUCAAUGGCCAUUUCUACAACCACAAGACAUCAGUUUUCACACCAGCUUAUGGCUCUGUCACCAACGUCCGCAUCAACAGCACCAUGACUACCCCCCAGGUCCUGAAGCUGCUGCUCAACAAGUUUAAGAUUGAGAACUCAGCAGAGGAGUUUGCCCUGUACGUGGUCCAUACCAGUGGUGAGAAGCAGAAGCUGAAGAACUCUGACUACCCCCUGAUCGCCCGCAUCCUCCAGGGCCCCUGUGAACAGGUCUCCAAGGUCUUCCUGAUGGAGAAGGACCAGGUGGAGGAGGUCACCUAUGAUGUGGCCCAGUACAUCAAGUUUGAGAUGCCAGUCCUUAAAAGCUUCAUCCAGAAACUCCAGGAGGAAGAAGACCGGGAGGUGGAGAAGCUGAUGCGCAAGUACACGGUGCUUCGACUGAUGAUUCGGCAAAGGCUGGAGGAGAUAGCAGAGACCCCCGAGACUAUCUGAGCCACGGGAACAAGGGGAAUCCAGACACUCCAGGGGCUGCCGCUGACCUGAAAAGACUCGUGGGAAGCUAGGCACCGGCCUUCCACACAAACCUCUGCAGCCCCCCAGAAGCCAGCACUGUUCCCUGGAGUAGGACACAGAAGAAAUGUUCCCUAUUUCUGGAUCCCUGUCCUUUGUUUUAUUCUCUAAGGAGGCCCCACAAUGUGUGUGUUCACAUACCCUAGUGUGUGUGUGUGUGUGUUCACAUACCUGAGCGUGUGUGCUCACAUACCUGGGUGUAUGUGUGUGCACACUCACGUAUGCGUACGUGUACUUCUUAUGUCCAUGUGCCUCCUUGAUGUUUUCACAUGCAAUUAAAUUCCAAGCAUCCAGCACAGGUGCCACAAGGUGGCAGACACUGCUCCUGGGCAGGAGGAACAUGGGAGGAGCUAAGGCUUCUGCCCCUUCCGGUGCCAACGGCAGUCACACAUACCUGCCCUAUUUGAAAGGAAAGAGGGAUCUGCAGGCUCACCAUUUGGAAUGGCUGAAGGUUUGUAGCAGAGAUUCUUCUCCCCAUUUGCCAAGAAGGAUGGGUGACUGAGAGAUCCUUGGGAAUUAGUGGUGACAGCCCCACGCCCUUGGGCUCACGCCUCAGUGAAAUGGAGGCGUGAGGUCACUGCGGGGCAGAUGCAAUGUGCCCGCGAGUUUUUGCACUGCAGAGGUUAGUGUUGGAGAUAGCACAGUGAAUGUCCUGUCCUGUGUGGACACCUGGAGAGAGUGGACUCUGCCUCUGUUCUUGGCUUUGUGGAGGCUUCUCGGUGAUUCUGCCCUCUCAGUUGCUGCUCGAGUUCUUGGUGUCCUCCUUGGCUUGAAGAAAAGUCUUCUGAAAUGAAAGUAACUCCGGCCUGCUCACGCGCCCGGGGCUGGGUGUGUCAGAAGGUGCUCACCGGUAGGGCUGAAGGGACGGAUAGAGGCCACCUGCUGAAAUGACGGGCCUUCAAGUCCCAGCACACAGUCACAUCAGCGGGAGUCGUCCCCACAGGGAGUUGGGGCUUUGCCUUUAAAGUGAACACAUUAUUCUUUCUGGCUCUGCACACUUGCAAGCUUCUUCACCUUCUACACGGAGAUGGAUUCCAAGAAUGAAGACUUGUCCUGUUGUUGAUUAAAGCAGGGGUCAAGGAAGCUCUUUGGGGAGUCCUGUGAAGUGUGGGCAGAGGGGACGGUGCUCACUUAGCCUCUGAGCAGCCGUGCUGCUGAUAUUUAGAAUCAGCCUCAUUGGUAGAAUGGACAGGAAUGGCCCUGUACCCCCUCUGCUAGGGAAACUGUCGUGCAGCUGGCCACCGUGUGGCUUGCACCAUUUGAGGUGGGACAGAUAGAUGAUAGGAGCUUGGUGCUGGUCUGUGAAACGCAACCAGGCAAGAUGAGCAGCCCGUAAGUCGGGCAUCUCUGAGCCAUUUUGCUGGAUAUCACUUAGUAACCUGGCUCCUCUGCCUGGACAGCACCGAACAUCCCACGGGCAGUGUGAUGGAAACCCAGAGGACCGUAGUGCCACUCCUGUCUCCAGGGGACAUCAGCAAAGCACAAAACUACAAGCAGGGGAUGCCGCUGCCCUUGUAAUCAUAAACCGGUGGACUUCAGUAAAACCCAGAAUUCAGCAGGGAGCUGGGGGUCCCUUAUGACAGCUGAAGAGCAGCUCUGUGGGUGCAAGUAUUUGAGAAAAUGAUUUGGAUAAUUUCUCCCCCACCUAUUUUUAUCUUGAAUGUUCAGAGCCUAUAUUGCCCCAUAAUUCUCCUUUGGGACUUGGGGACCUUCCACAGAGCACUGACUCUCACUGCAAAGGGAUUUCUGGUUUGUGAAGGUUCUUUGUGAUCCUGUUAAUAUGUGACUGCUGCAGAGUGUCGGGUUGCCAGGCUCUCCAAGAAGGUGUUGCCAAGGUGUUGACGUUUAAAAUGUGGGGUUCAGAAAGAGAGUUGGGGUGCAUAUCCACUAAUCCAUCCUGGUCCAUCCCCUAGAAUCAUUUCCCACAUCUGAAUAACCGAUGGGGAAUUUUAGGAAGUUGGCUAGGGGUGUGACUCGGUGGUAGAGCACUUCGUGUGUGAGAGGCCAACUUCAAUCUCUAGUACCAUGAAAAAAGAAAGCUAGCAUUUGGGUGUGGUCCCCGUAGCAGAGGAACUGCUUAGUGUGGCAGAGCCUGGUGUCAGACUCCAGAGCCAGCCCCACCCCGUAAACUUUGGGAACCUUUAAGAUAGCUGCAGCUAAACGGACCUCUACUGUGGCAACUGGAUUUUCUCACCGGUGUCACUUGGCCUCGCGGCUUUGAACUUCAAGACUGAUUCGUGUAGGUUUAUGUAAUUGUGUGCAAUGAACCUGAAAUCCUGAGGAACAAAAGACCAACGCUUGGCUGGUGCAGGGGUGGGGGUGGGUGGCUAAUCCAACGUGUGAGAAGCGGUUUGGCUGCUUCUGAACUCCUUUUCUCCUGAAAAGGCUUAUGUUCCAAGGUGAUCAAUGCACCAGGCACCGUCAGGCGGGGCGGUGAACUCCAGCCCAGGCUCACAUUCUAGUGAUCCCAUCAGUGGGGAGGGGAUGGUUUAAAGCAGGGGGGGGUGUUAGUUGGAAAGGGGCCCAAAGCCCAAACACCAGCCUGCCUGUGCUUCUGGUGAGGAGCACACAGCUCACACUGGACAGACAUCAGCUGAGGCUGAGGAGAGAGCCUCAAGAGCUGUACCAUGGCCCAAGGCCAAGAUGUUGGUCUGAGACAAGUUGAGGUUUGGGGGGAGAAACAUUUGUACCCCUCUCCUUUGCUGACUAUUUCUAGAAACUUCCAGAUAAAGACAUUUUAUCAUUUUAUCUGUGGCAUAUGAUGAUCUUCCAAAAUCUGUUGUCCAUGCAAAAACAUCUUGGCAAGGAUCGUGUUUUGUGUGUUUAUUUGGUGUCGGGGCUGAGGGUGUGGAAGAUGAGGAAGUUGGCCAAAUUUCAAGAACACUCAAGAAAUACCAGCUCCUAUAAAACCAAGUAACCAGUAAACCUCAAAACAAAACCCAUAUUUUAUUUGAAGCUUUGUAACAUGGAGAACUUGGGGAUCAGGGAUAUGUUUCCAAGAAAGAAAUAUAGCCAGUGACCGAAGGAGUUUGAGUAUCCCACAGCAGCAAGUCUGGGGUGAGGGAGGAGAUGGGAGGCCGUCUCCCCCACUGCCUAUGGUGAAGUUUUUACUUGGGUUGUUUUCUGUCCAGCCUGGUUCCUGCCAGAUGAGAAAUCAUUGGUAAGAAUAAGCUCACAUUCAUUCUUUCAGACUAACUGAAAGUGUUCACCGAGUCUUGGCGUACACCUCCUUUCCCUCCUAUUCCCAUUAAGCUGAACACAGAGGUUCCUGACUGUGAACUUUCAGAAAAACCUCCAUCUCCAGGCUGCUGGCUUCUGGGGUUGCUCUUGGUGUCCUUCAGCUUCCCACUUAGUAGUGCGGAGUCUUUUCUCUUCUGUUAGAACCUGCCUAUAAGGAAUGGUACACGGCUCGUCUCAACCGUUCUGAACUAACAAACAGACAUGCGUAGGCAUCGUAACAUGAUCUGAUGAGGUCUUGGUGGGGA
Messenger RNA from Arvicola amphibius (Eurasian water vole), 4848 nucleotides. It is a transcript of the gene Rassf2, whose product is annotated as Ras association domain family member 2. The record is from RefSeq and is a predicted model, not a curated record. The transcript is spliced from 11 exons. Bases 305 to 1285 code for a protein of 326 amino acids. Gene Ontology annotation, cellular component: cytoplasm; nucleus. NCBI's taxonomy places the organism in Eukaryota, Metazoa, Chordata, Mammalia, Rodentia, Cricetidae. Gene Ontology annotation, biological process: positive regulation of protein kinase activity; regulation of non-canonical NF-kappaB signal transduction; signal transduction.